UCUGCCGUCUUGGAUUGGAUAUUGUAUAUAUACAAGUUUAUAUCGCAUAAAUUUCUUCAUCGUCCGCUCACCCAGACUCGGAAUCAAUCCCUUCCAAGAUUAUCAUUUCUACUGUGAACGCGAUACUGCUGGACACACAUCUCUAUCUUUUCAUUGCCAUAACUCUUUCGAAUGGCUGAUAUUAAACUUAUGAAGAAUUCUACUGUGAUUGUAUCCUUGAUCCCAGUAUCCCUUACCGACCUGGAGGCAAUUUGCGAAUUUGCAGAAGUGACUCAACCCCCCUAGAGCCCUCCCGUACAUUGUGUCGUCAAUCUUGGUUGUAUUCAUGGCCACCCUGUUUGAACAAAAUGAAGCACUACAAGCCAACUUUCCGGUGCGAGAUUAAGGGUGUCGCAGAGACCCAACACCUGCCGAUCGAACAAGAUGCGAAGGAGAAGCAAGAUGGCAUUGUGACAACAGCUGACGAGGUCACCGGAUACAAAGCCAAAGCAAGCCCUCGGCUGUUGGACAGGUGGCUGGACACAGUUGUCCGUAUUGCUGGGUCUGCACCGGUCUUUUGCUUUAUCGUUGGUGCUCUUCUCGUUUGGGCUUUCUUGGGCAUUCGUUUUGGAAAUUCUGCUAAAUGGACCGCUGUCAUUUCCGAUGUGCAGGCUAUCCUGUGCUACGUGUUCGACUCUUUCCUCAUGCGCCAACUGCUCCGCGAAUACUCCGAACAGCAGGAGGCCAUUGCUGAGAUGAAGUCGAGACGCAACAGCCAUGAGCGAAUGCUCGCGAAGCUCAAGAGCAAAUUGGGGCCAGAGGGAGUCAGCCAUGUGUCUCAGAUAAGCAGCAGUCGGCCCUUGGAUGCACUGGAUCAAGGAACACGGACACAAGGCUGGUUUGCGCGAAUGAUCAUCUUCUCCGCGUGGGCGUUCGGACAUAUCGUAACCGUGGGCAUGUAUUGGGUCUGCAUCUUUAUCUGGCUGGGCUUCGGACACUAUUGUGGCUGGACGGACCAGUGGCAGCUGUACAUUAAUUCGGCAACAUCAGCUCUAAUGGUCUUGGUAUUUGCGUUCCUGGAUUGCCUGCGGGAAUGCUAUGCCGACUAUGUCAACAAUUGCCUGGACGCCAUCUUCCGCCUAGACGCUACACUUGAGAAAGAGCUCCGCUGCAUCACUGAGGACCACCUACCAAACGAACCCGAGGUGAUCCAGCCGCCGCGUGAGAAUCCACUGCAAGUGGCCGUAUUCUACUAUGCCGACAUCAUCGGGACACUGGCCGGAAUCAUAAUUCUCGUGGCGGUCAUCAUUGCAUGGGCAGCUGUCGGACCGAUCUUCCACUUCAACGACAAUUGGUGGCUCCUGAUUGGCACAUAUGCGGGGUUAAUCGGUCUGUUCGACAGUUUCAUUCUGCGCAAUAUCCAAGGCAAAGUGAAGGAGUACACGGUCUGUCAAGUUCAGAGCCUGGAGAAAAGAGACAUGACCCUCUUCGCUAGGACGCAGAUGGCAAUUCCACCUAAAGAUGAUCUUGAUACAUCCUCUGUCACUCACCGAAUCUCGAUUGCCAUGGGAAAUGUCUGCUCGCAUCUGCUUAUGGUGAUUGCUGGCUUUCUGCUCACCAUUGGCUGUGUGAUUGGCUCAAGUGCGAUGCGGUGGAGUACGACGGGACAAUUGAUUUCGAAUAUUCCACCUAGUAUCAUCGAGACCUUUUUCAUGCUCAUCUUGAUCACUGGCCAGAAUGAUGCGGAUGCCAGCGCGAGGGUUGAUAUGACCAAUAUUUAUCACCGUCGACAGAGACUCCUCUGGUUUGUUAAAGACGCUCGGGAAUACCUGGCGGCUCCUCGAGAGUUAGUAGACCUCCCUGAGAAGGGCGACAGUUGAAUUCUAAAGGGUCUUGUGAUAUAGACACACAGAGAUUUAACAUUACUAUUCGUGAGGUAUCGAGGCUGCCUCGCUUUAACAUGCACUGCGGUUAGAUUGAUCCCUCAAUUUCCCCCUUCGCUCAACCGAUAGGGGCACAGCAUGACAGUUAUGGUUUUGUAUUUCAUAUUUUGUCUUUCUUCUAUUAUAUGUUCUCACCUCUUGUUAUUAAAUAUCCAAUCAAUCACAUCAACUAAACCCAGUAUAGAACACAAUAU
This is a messenger RNA of Aspergillus pseudotamarii, 2116 nucleotides long. RefSeq names its product Low affinity iron permease-domain-containing protein. Gene Ontology annotation, biological process: transmembrane transport. The coding region runs from base 348 to 1859 and encodes 503 amino acids. Lineage: Eukaryota; Fungi; Ascomycota; Eurotiomycetes; Eurotiales; Aspergillaceae. The record is from RefSeq and is a predicted model, not a curated record. The transcript has a single exon.